Molecule: messenger RNA, 2026 nt
Organism: Conger conger (European conger)
Lineage: Eukaryota; Metazoa; Chordata; Actinopteri; Anguilliformes; Congridae
Product: transmembrane protein 200C-like
Exons: 2
Coding region: 160-1755 (531 amino acids)
Source: RefSeq, a predicted model, not a curated record
AUACAAAGCUGACUUUUUAUUGCACGAGGUGGCUGGAUUGGAAGAAACUUUAUGCUGAAUUCAUAUUUUUUCAUAUUUUUAAGCCCUUGUUUUUGUAUCCUUGAUGAGUUUAUGGUUGGGUCUUUGGUUGAGUGACAGCCCCGUCGUCCAAUCCAGAUCAUGAUCGCCACCGGGGGUCUGCUGCGGAUCUCAGCUAGGCGCCAGGACUCGCUCCGGGCCAAGAACCGGGCCGAGAACAAGCGGAAGAGGAAAGCCAAGAAGAAGAGGAAGAACGACGUGGUGGUGAUCAAGGGCAAACUGAAGAUCUUUUCCGUCUCGGGCCUGGUGGCCGCUGUGGGCGUGGUCAUCCUGCUGGUGGGCGUGGCCAUGGCCAUGCUGGGCUACUGGCCCAGGGAAAGUCCGGCUUACCCAGAACCUCAGCUGUCCGGAAAGGUGGAAAAACACCAGAGCAGCAACAACAGAACUCUGCCUGGGUCCCCCGACUGGACAGUAAGUGGUAACCUUGGGUUCUCAGUGAGUGAGGACCUGGUUAACUACAGCCAGACUAAUGAAACUGCCACUGCCACACCUACCUUAGGUGUGAUUGACAGGUUCUUGGCCAGGUGCUUGUACUCAGAUGACCUGAAGGUCUUCGGCCCUUUGGUAAUGGGCAUUGGCAUCUUCCUCUUCAUUUGUGCCAACGCAGUGCUUCAUGAGAACCGGGACAGAAACACCAAAAUCAUCAAUCUGAGGGACAUCUACUCCACUGUCAUCGACAUCCACAGUUUGCGCACCAAAGAUUGCACGCCGCUCAACGGAUUUGUGAACUACGUGCAGUCGAGAAGCAUCGACGGGAAGCCGGGCCCCUCCUACAGUGCUGCCGUGCUGGCCCAUAGCUCCUGGCCCUCCACCGUUUCGGGGAAAGAGCGAGGAGGUCCCAGGCCCUUCGGCCAGAAAAGCAGCUACUCACGCGAGAGGCAGACAUUCACAGACACGGUCUACAGCAUCUACCGUGACCAGAACCGGACCGUAGACCGGGCCCCCGUUCCCAAACCUUGGGAGACCAGGACCAUAGUCGCUUCCUCGGUGAACGCCUUCACUCUUCCGGUGAUCAAACUGAACAACUGCGUAUUGGAGGAGCCCAAGCGCUCUGGGGGAGGAGAGGGGCGGCGAGGAGCCGAGGACCCAUCUGAGGAGGCGCGGGCGGGCAGUAGCGGUGGCGACGGCAUUGGAGCCAAUACCAAAGCAGAGACCUCGAGGGCCGGCCCCUUCGCUCGCCAGGGCUCGACGGAAACGCAGGAGGGUACGGGCGGACAGCAGGGUGUGCCUCAGGGUACCCUGCAGGGGUCACAAUCCCAGCUCCUACCCCCCUCGCCCGGACUGAGGGCCAUAGGGUCGCACCUGUCACUCAGCGCCCUGUCGGAUUACUGCAGGUCCACGGACCCGGGCGCCUCCCCGUCGGGGCAGGGGGACAGAACCCGCCGUCUCAGCUGCCCCCGUCUGGACCGGUCCUGCAGCAAAGGCUACAUUAAGCUGGGAGACCUUGGAGGGGAGUCGUUCGAGUCGACCGACACUGGCGCCCCCAUAACUGUGGUCACAGGCGAGGGUGUAUCUCAGGGACAAGCACCGCAGCCCACGACCCAGCCAGGGGCGGGGGCCUCAAACAAGCCACCUCGAGGGUCGCCAUGGAAAUACUUCAACAGGGAAAAGCUGGUAAUGAUCUCCCAAUCAAACGCCACUGAGGACGAUGGGGAACUCGAGAGCACUGGCAUUUGAAGUGUCUCUCCAAAAAGUUUAUUGCACAAUUUUGUAAAAAGGGUAACAGUUUUGGGACCUCUAAAUGACGCAGUGUAAAAUACCCAUUGAUGCAUUGACUAAAAUUAUUCGUUCAUAAAUAGGUUGUCUAUAUACCUUUGCUCAUGAAAAUGGCCCAAUCGAUAUGAAAUAACUGUAACUGGAAGGCUAAAGACAGCUUCCCGUAUAUUAUUUAAUUAAUUGAAUUUUGAGUUAGCAAUUACUUAUCUAAUGUUAUCAUUUGAUGUUUUUU